GCCGGGCCGUGGGUGGCCGCUGCCUGUCCUGGCUGGCUGAGACGGCCCGCAGGGCCAGCUGGCAGGGAGCCGGGAGCCACCACCUGGUGCCUGCCCACCACCGCCCGGGAGCUGCCUCUGAGGAGCUGGACGCAGUGGCCAGCUGGCAUGCGGAGCCCCCGGGCCUGAGGCCGCAGCGGACAUGGAGGGCCCAGCGGAGGCGGCCUGGGAGGAGCCGGCCACCAGGGGGAGGGGGCCCACAGCGCCCUCGGGAGGCGGUGGUGGCGGCCACAAGGUCCAGAGAGCGGCCACGGGCUCCUCAGUCAUCUGGGAGCGAGCAGGGCCCGAGGAGGCCGAGGCUCUGGGCGGAGGCGAUUCCACUCCUCCUGCUGGCGGCUCUGGGCCUGCUGCUGGGACCCCUUCUGGCCAGAUGGGCACAUACCCCACAGACCUGACCUUGCAGCUACUGGCCGUGCGGAGGAAGACUGGGCUGCCAGACCCCAGCUUGCAGCAGACCGUGAGGCGCCGGCUCCGUCUGCUGGAAAAUGACAGCCGAGAGGUGGCCCGUGCACUGGGGGAGUUAUCGGCCAGGCUGCUGUCUAUCCACAGUGACCAGGAUCGGAUCGUGGUGACCUUUAAGACUUUCGAGGAAAUCUGGAAGUUCUCCACCUACCACGCUCUUGGCUUCACUCAUCACUGCCUGGAAAACCUGCUCGUCGACCAGGCCUUCUGGCUGCUUUCGCCCAACGAGGAUGAGGAGACAACCGUCCAAGUCCACGUGGACCAGGAGGCCUUGACGCUGACGCAUGAGAGCCUCCUCACCCAGGAGGGUCCCUUCUUUGUCCUGUGUCCUGACCACCAUGUGCGACUGACCACCAGCCCCCGGGGUGCAGGGGGCGGCCCCCAGCCCCUCGGGCGAGCCUCGAGGGGUCCCCAGGGAGAAGCAGCCUCUGCAGUGGACUCUUCUGCUCCCAGCCCUGGCACGUCCUCCGAGGAGGUGGCAGCGGUGGCCGCUCCAGAAACUUUGAUUCCGUUUCAUCAGUGGGCUCUCAGGGUGCCCUGGGACCCCAUCGACAACUCCGUGAGCCGACCUGUGACAUCAGACACCCCAUUGAUGGCCACGGGCCUGGCCUCGGCGGUGGCGGACUACCAGGGAUCUGGGCCUGAAGAGAUGACCUUCAGGGUCGGUGAUGCCAUCGAGAUCCUGGGCGCCCAGGUGCCCGGCCUGCCCUGGUGCCUGGGCCAGCACGUGGCCUCAGGCCAGGUCGGGUUUGUGCAGACGAGUCUCAUCAGUGUGCAGGGCCAAGCGUCUGAGCUGGAAAAUGUGAUUUUUCUCAAUGAAGAAGAAAGGUCAUUCUUUAGCAAUGAAGGGCGUUUUUCAGAGGAGGACGCCAGGCAGCUACUGAGGAGGGCGUCUGGCGCCGACGUGUGCACCGUGUACAGCUUGGACAGAUUAGAAGAAGCUGAGUGUGAACAGCCAGAACCAGAAAUGCCUCUGCCUUCCCUGACCCCAGAGCCGCGUGAGACCCUACAGAAGGUGAAGAAUGUUCUAGAACAAUGCAAGUCCUGCCAGGACUGCCCGGAGGAGCCAGCAUCCUGGGGUCUGUGCUCGGUGUCCAGUGGUGCAAACUCACCGGACAGUGAGGAGCCCUCCUUCUGCUUGGACUCAGAGGCCGACUGGACCCACCCGGAGGCCCUGGGCUCACUGCUGCUGUUCCUGGAUGCUCCUGGGUACAAGGCCUGCUUCCGUGGCCUGUAUGACCUCUCUCUGCCGGGGCUGAGCACCCUGUUUCGUGGCUUCACCGACGAGGAGCUAGCCGGGCACCUGGCCCAGGCCCGAGGGGCAGCCAAGAAGGCCGGCUUCCCCAUGGCCCUCGCCAGGCUCUGCUUCCUCCUGGGCCGGCUGUGCGUGCGCAGGCUCAAGCUGUCCCAGGCCCGGGUGUACUUCGAGGAGGCCCUGGGGGCCCUGGGGGGCCACUUUGGCGACCUCUUCCUGGCAGUGGCUGUGUACGCCAACCUGGCCACCGUUCACCUGAAGCAGAAGAACAGGGACAGGUGCGCGCAGGUGGUGCCCAAAGCCUCGGCCCUGCUGCUGGGGACGCCCAGCCACGUCUGCAGCACCGAGGCCGAGUCGGAGCUCCUGAAGCAUGCCCUGCGGCAGGCCAUCGCCUGCCGGAGCCCCCAGGCCGAGGCCCGGGCCUGCUUCCUGCUGGCCAGGCACCACACUCGCCUCAAGCAGCCCGAGGAGGCCCUGCCCUUCCUGGAGAGGCUGCUGCUUCUGCACGGGGCCUGGGGCUCCCCCGAGGCCUCGUGGCCCAUGGACGGCUACCUGCUCCUGGCGGACAUCUACAGCCGGCGGUGCCUGCCGCACCUGGCGCUGAGCUGCGUCCGGGCGGCCUCGCUGCGGGCCCGGGGCUCGCCGGGCAGCGCGCUCCGAAGCGUGGACCUGGUCCUCCGGAACUGCCCGCGGCUGCACCACCCGCCCGCCCAGACGGCGCACCACCUCCAGCGGGCGCUGGCCUCCCUGGCCUCGGGCCCGGGGCAGGCGCUGCGCGGCCCCCUCUGUGCCAGCCUGGCCCGGCUGCACAGCCGCCACGGGCAGCAGGACAGGGCCAUCUCCUUCAUGGCGCAGGCGGUGGAGGCGGCCGCGGGCGCCGGCCGCCGCCUGGCAGUAGACUACGUGGUGGCGCUCGCCUGGCUCUACGUGCUUCACGGCCGGAGCCCGCUGGCCCUGGACAUCCUCGAGUCUGUCCUGGACGUGGCCGUGGCCAGCGAGGACCAGGAGGGCGUCAUCGCCAACAUGGCAGCGAUCGCCCUCAAGAGGACGGGCCGGACCCGGCAGGCGGCCGAGGGCUACUACCGCGCCCUGCGUGUCGCCAGGAGCCGGGGCCACCUGAGGAACCAAGCGGUGGUGCUGGCCAAUUUCGGGGCGCUGUGCCUGCAGGCGGGGGCCGGGGGCCUGGCCCAGCACUACCUCCUGGAGGCCGUGAAGCUCUUCUCGCGGCUGCCCAGCGGCGACUGCGGCCAGGACUUCACGUGGGUGCUCCUGCGGCUCGGCCACCUGCACACCCGCAGGGCCCUCGCCCGGCAGGGCAAGUGCUACUACGAGUGGGCCUUUCUGGUCGCCGUGGAGACGGACCACUUGGAGGGCCAGCUGCGUGCCGUCCAGUGUCUCUGUCACUUCUAUAGCACCGUCAUGCCCAGCGAGGCCCAGUGCGUCGUCUACCACGAGUUCCAGCUCUCGCUGGCCCGCAGGGUGGCCGACAAAGUGCUGGAGGGUCAGCUCCUGGAGACCAUCAGCCAGCUCUACUUGUCCCUGGGCACUGAGCGGGCCUACAGGUCCGCGCUGGACUACACCAAGCGCAGUCUGGGGAUAUUCAUCGACCUCCAGAAGAAGGAGAAGGAGGCACAUGCCUGGCUACAGGCAGGGAAAAUCUACUACAUCCUGCAGCAGAACGAGCUGGUGGAUCUGUACAUACAGGUGGCGCAGAAUGCAGCCCUAUACACGGGGGACCCCAACCUGGGACUGGAGCUGUUUGAGGCAGCAGGGGACAUCUUCUUCAACGGGACCUGGGAGCGGGAGAAAGCCGUGUCCUUCUACCGGGAUCGGGCACUGCCCCUGGCUGUGACCACAGGGAACCAAGAGGCAGAGCUGCGGCUGUGCAACAAGCUGGUGGCGCUGCUGGCUGAACUGGAGUCGCCCCAAGAGGGCCUGGAGUUUGCCCACAUGGCCCUGGCGCUCAGCAUCACCCUGGGGGACCGGCUGAACGAGCGCGUGGCCUACCACCGACUGGCCGCCCUGCACCACCGGCUGGGCCACGGCGAGCUGGCCGAGCACUUCUACCUCAAGGCUCUGUCGCUUUGCAACUCGCCCCUGCAGUUCGAUGAGGAGACCCUGUACUAUGUGAAGGUGUACCUGGUGCUCGGUGACAUCAUCUUCUACGACCUGAAGGACCCCUUCGACGCGGCCGGGUACUACCAGCUGGCGCUGGCGGCGGCCGUGGACCUGGGCAGCAAGAAAGCCCAGAUGAAGAUCUACACGCGCCUGGCCACCAUCUACCACAACUUCCUCCUGGACCGCGAGAAGUCCCUCUUCUUCUACCAGAAAGCCCGGACCUUCGCCACGGAGCUUAACAUCCGCAAGGUCAACCUGGUCCCCGAGCGGUGCUGGGGGCGGGCGCCCUGGCUGGCCCCCAGCCCCCCGCCCUGAAGACCCCGGCCCACGGGAGUGGACUCCCCACCUCUCCUGGGGGGGUCUCUGCGGGGCUUGUUUCCUGGGAGACGGGGGUCAGACAGCAACCGAUGAUUUUGUGGUAACCUGCUGCAGCCUGCAAGACCCCUCCCCUGGUCUGCCUCUGGGGGAGUGACAGGGACCAGGCCCCAUCCCUGGGGACCCCCCUGGUCUGCAUCCCAUCCUCAGCUGUGACCUGGAAGGACAGACCCGGGCCGGGUCCCUCUGCCAGCCUUGCACACCCCAGUUCCUGGAGUCAAAGCAUAAGACGGCUGCAGGCUUCCCUGGGCAUCUUCUCCCUCACCCAUCCCCUCACAGCAUGUCUGGCUCUAGCUCUGCCUUCAGCCCUCAGACUGACCCAGAGCCAGCCCAGGUGGGACUGUUAGUGUCUCCAUUUCCAGUUGAGGAGAUGGAGGCACAGAGAGGUUAGGUGCCUGGCCCACCGUCACACAGCAGGUAGGGGGGGCAGGGUGUAUACCACCUGCCCGCCUGCCUCAAGGGAUGUGUCUGCAUUAGAACCUAAGGGCAGGUCCUGGAAGAGGGUGUCAGCGCCUCGCUGUCUCUCCACCCCUUAUCUGUGUCCCAAAGGCAACAGAGACGGGGCAAGGGAAGGUGGCCCCAGCGCUCUCCGACCUGAGCAUCCUCUGGCCCAGCCUGGCCCAUCACCUGCAGCCCCGCUGGCCCUGUGUGGUCUGCUGCUGAGCUUGUCUAAAGGCCCAUCUGCACCGCCAAGCGCCAGGGAGCCUCGAUUUACAGGCAGGGAAAGUCUCAGAGAGGCCGUGGGUCUCCCGGGUCGAUCUCCCCCCACACAGCAUCAUGUCACUCUCCUCUUUUUCUUUAAUUUAUUUUGUUAAGUAAGGUGAAAUUUACAUAAAAUUAACCAUUUAAGGUGGA
Molecule: messenger RNA, 5104 nt
Organism: Nyctereutes procyonoides (raccoon dog)
Lineage: Eukaryota; Metazoa; Chordata; Mammalia; Carnivora; Canidae
Gene: SH3TC1
Product: SH3 domain and tetratricopeptide repeats 1
Exons: 18
Coding region: 182-4189 (1335 amino acids)
Molecular function (GO): protein binding
Source: RefSeq, a predicted model, not a curated record